This is a messenger RNA of Saccharomycopsis crataegensis, 705 nucleotides long. It is a transcript of the gene DAL3, whose product is annotated as ureidoglycolate hydrolase. The coding region runs from base 1 to 705 and encodes 234 amino acids. Gene Ontology annotation, molecular function: ureidoglycolate hydrolase activity; ureidoglycolate lyase activity. Gene Ontology annotation, biological process: allantoin catabolic process. The record is from RefSeq and is a predicted model, not a curated record. Lineage: Eukaryota; Fungi; Ascomycota; Saccharomycetes; Ascoideales; Saccharomycopsidaceae. The transcript has a single exon.
AUGCCCCUCAAAACUUUCGGUGCCUCAGAAUUCAACUCCUCCACCCCAAUCAAGGUCGAACCACUCACCAUCAAAGGGUUUGCAAAGUUUGGAUCAAUCGUGUCGCCAGACGAGGAAAUCGCCACCUCCGCAACAAAUACCAACGCCACCGCCACCGCCAACGCCAACUAUGGCACCGCCAUAAAACUUAGAAAAGUCUCGCAGGUCGCCAACCAUUUCUCCCAAUCGUCAAGUCCUCAAUCGCAACUGACCAACCUCAACAUCUUCCGAUGCUUCCCUCCAAUCCACGCCAUGUCCAACAUCACCAACCACAGUUUCCAAUACACCGGGAAAGUGUUGGAACGUCAUAGAUAUUCGAGCCAAACAUUCACUCCUAUGGGGAGAGCAAGAAAUAAGGUGGGGUACAUCGUGGUGUGUUGCUUGAGUGAUGACGACGAUCCUAAUAAGUUGCCGGAUCCUCAGACCAUCGAAGCAUUCUAUUGUAUGGCGAACCAGGCAGUGACUUACGGGCCAGGAACCUGGCAUGCCCCAAUGAUCGCGGUACUGGAGGGGUUUGGCAGUGAGGUGCUGGUGAAACCUCACGAUUUCCUUGAUUUCCAAGUGUUGAUCAGUGAAAAUGACGUCGAUGACGACGAUUGUCAGGAAUGUUACUUUGAGCCGGGGUUUGUAUUGUCGAUGGAGGGGAGUGAAAUAAUAAAAGAUUGA